CGCUGCUCCACUCGUUUUUUCCACUCACUUGUUCCACUUUUUGUUCCGCGAGCAGCUGCUCGGACCCGCCUGUUGUUUUUUGUGCUCUCGGGGGCGUUAUUAACCGAAAUUCCCCGCCGUGUUAAUAACGCAAUAUGAAACAAUCGUGCGUGUGGCAACCAAUUGUAACAUUUACAUAAUAGCCAGCCAAUGCGAUCCGAAAGCGAUGCAAAACCAAACCUGAGCGAAAACGUAUGGCGAAAAAACGACGGCAGAGCAACAUAUAUGUAGUGGGGAAGGGUCAGAGAGGCCAAAGAGGAGAGGGGACUACACCCAUCGUACAAAAAGAGCAAAACUACGUUCAAUCUGUUCCUAUUUAAUGUUUACUCGUUUGGCCGUUUGUUCAGCAAUUAAAUUCCCACCGAUCGAAUCCCGGCGACAAGGACAACGCCUUUGCACUCAGGGCUCUUGGCCAUGCCAUGUGGCGAGAAUUGCGACAGCUGCCGCCACCUCCAUCGUUAAUCCAGCGGCUGGGGUAAGGCAGAAGCAGCGAAACAGAAACAGAAACGGCAACAGAAACAGCAACAGCAACAGAAAGCUGUUAAACGUUGCGACCUUCGCCAACAACCCACAACCCAGACUCCUCCCCCAACCAAAGCCCAACCCAUCUAAUGCCGUUUUUGUUGCAGUGCCUGCAUUAGUCAUCGGAGGAACGAGGAGGAUGACAGCCGCCCCAAGGGAAAAGCGCCACAACGAACCCCAAGCGGAAGCAGAGCAGCCAUCAAGCAAACAGUUGGCUAAUUAAUAUAAUAGUCAGAGCCAGAGGCAAAGGCAAAGGCAGAGGCAGUGAAAGAACGUAUCGUAUCCACUGGACAAAAUGUUCAAGAUUAGGCAGAGGAAUUGUAUGCUGAUUGUGACGGCCCUCGUGCUGGCGCCCUGCAUUGUGAUACUGAUGGUGAUGGCACCAGAACUAUCCACCGAACAGUCGCUGACGCAGCGCCUGGCCGAGUGCCAUAUGCGGCUGCAGUACCUGGAGUCCAUGUACAGAGCCAGACAGGAGGACGUGGCCCUGCUCUCGCAGUACUUGGGCCAGCUGCAAGCGGGAAACGGGAGCGCGGCGAGUCCUAGUCCCCCGCCGCCGCUGCCAGUGGCUAAUCUGCUGGACGGACUCAGUCCCGAGGCGAGACAACUGCUGAGGAAUGCCUCGCACGCAGCGAAAGGUGGGGGAUGGAAUGGCACGAUGGCCAGGGGCCAGAAUAUACGACUGCCCAACGCCUACCACUUUCUGCCCCAUCUCCUGGACGAUGCGGGCUCCCUACGUCCAGCCUACCUUCAGAGCAAGGGCCGCACCGAUAUCAGCAUCGUUCUGGGGGUCCCCACCGUGCACCGGGAGAAGCAGUCCUAUCUUCUGGGGACUCUGCACAAUCUGAUAGAGAACAUGAACGAGGAGGAGCAGAACGAGACCCUCAUCAUUGUGUACAUCGGCGAGACGGACAUCGAGGCGGUGCAGCUAAUAGCCCGGCAGAUCGAGACCAGCUUCGAGCAGCAUGUGGAAAGCGGACUUAUCGAUAUCAUUGCGCCGGCGCCCAGCUAUUAUCCCAACUUUGAGCGGCUGCGCAUCACGCUGAACGAUCCGCUGGAGCGGGUGAAGUGGCGAAGCAAACAGAACCUGGACUUUGCCUACCUGAUGGCCUAUGCCCAUUCGAAGGGCACCUUCUAUGUGCAGCUGGAGGAUGACAUCCUGACCAAGCGACAGUUUAUAACCACAAUGAAAAAGUUUGCCUUGAUCAAGAGCGCGCUGACCAAGCCGGAUCAGCCGGCCUGGUUUGUCCUGGACUUUUGCCAGCUCGGCUUCAUUGGCAAGAUGUUCAAGAGCGCCGAGCUGCCCUACCUGAUCACCUACUUCCAGAUGUUCUACAACGAUAAGCCCGUCGACUGGCUGCUCACAUACUUCAUCGAGUCGAAGGUCUGUCGCACGGACAAGGACCAGAAGCACUGCAACCAGGAGAAGGCCAAGUACUGGCAGCACUUCCGCAAGUCUUUGUUCCAGCAUAUCGGCACCAGUUCCUCUUUGAAAGGAAAGGUCCAGAAGCUGAAGGACAAGCAGUUUGGCAGCAAGGUGCCGCAGUACUAUGCUCACACCCACAACCCCCCGGCGCUGGUCAAGUCAAACAUUGCGCCGUACAAGAACUAUCUGCUGAAGCGCGCCUAUCGCGGAGAGUCCUACUUCUGGGGUCUGCUGCCGCAGCCUGGUGACCUGGUGCAGUUCGUCUUUGAGCAGCCUACGCUCCUGCGACGAUACCUCUUCCGCAGCGGCAACUCCGAGCAUCCCUCGGACCGGUUCUACAACACCACCGUGGAGCUGCUGCCGGCGGACACCCUUAGCGAGAACUCGUCCGUGUGGAGCAACUACAACACCACCACCGACGGUUACUUGGUAGUGGGCUCCUUUGACCACUUGGGCGUUGCCGAGGGCCUGCUGGACCCAAAAAUAGGGGCCAUCAAGGAGCUGCGUCUGCAUGUCCACUCCGACAGCGAGAACUGGGCCCUGCUCAGUGAAAUUGAGCUGCAGGAGCUGACCGCUGACGGCAAGUCGGAGGCGAAUCUGGCCAAGCCGCGCUUCGUGGCGGGCAGCUGAUUGCUGCAUCGCCACAGGCAGCGUCAGGACGUGGAGGACUAACUACUCCUGUUCCUGCUCAUGCCCCUAGUCCUGUGUCUAUAUCUGUAUAUCUGUGUGUAUAUUUUUCGAAUGAUACUUUUACCCUCGAUUAUCUAUCUCAAUGUGUAAAUAAUCUCCAAGCAUGUAACGCUCUCUCUCUCUAAACUGUAAGCAGUCAAUGGAUGGGCUGGCUCAUGGCAUGGUCUCUCCAGAUAUCUCCAGCAUCCCCAGAACCAAUUUGUGAGUGUACCACGAAUGUCCCGAGCUUGCAGCCCUACCCCGUCCGCACCAACAGCAGUCUCUCAUUGUAUUCCUGCAUUGUGCAUCCAAAUGGAUUCUGUACGCUCCAAGUUCCCCUUCCAAAUGUUCAUACUCAUAACUGAAGCGGAUCCGUUCCGUUUACCCCCCAAUUCCUAAUUUAUGCGAAUAUUAUCCUAUGGUUUAUUCUGUUUUAGUUGUAAGUGUUAACUUGAUUUUAUUGGCAGAUGAAAAAGAGACCAUUCCAUUUUGCUUUUUUCCAUUUGCUGAAUCACAUGAUUUAUUUAAUGGCUGGCAUCGAUCAAAGUGUUUAUUUAUUGUUAUAUAACUUAUGUUUAUGUUUCCCCUUUUUCCCCACAUCUCUUGCUUUCAAGAACUUCUCUAGGCACGCCUCAUUCAGCUGUAGACCGCCAUAGCCACAUAAAUAUACGAGUAUGUAUGCAUAGACCUAAUAACAACAACAAAAAUUAAACGAUUUUCUAGCAUUGUUGCUUUUUUACUGUGAUUUGUUAAUAAUUUUUGCAUAAAAAUGAACAAAACUUAAAAACUAAAUUAUACAUACAUAAAUACAAUA
Messenger RNA from Drosophila persimilis, 3470 nucleotides. It is a transcript of the gene Mgat4a, whose product is annotated as alpha-1,3-mannosyl-glycoprotein 4-beta-N-acetylglucosaminyltransferase B. Gene Ontology annotation, cellular component: endoplasmic reticulum; endoplasmic reticulum-Golgi intermediate compartment; Golgi stack. NCBI's taxonomy places the organism in Eukaryota, Metazoa, Arthropoda, Insecta, Diptera, Drosophilidae. The transcript has 3 exons. The record is from RefSeq and is a predicted model, not a curated record. Gene Ontology annotation, molecular function: acetylglucosaminyltransferase activity. Gene Ontology annotation, biological process: protein N-linked glycosylation. The coding region runs from base 857 to 2617 and encodes 586 amino acids.